This is a messenger RNA of Pseudogymnoascus verrucosus, 3800 nucleotides long. RefSeq lists its product as uncharacterized. The transcript is spliced from 2 exons. Gene Ontology annotation, cellular component: membrane. Gene Ontology annotation, molecular function: metal ion binding; ATPase-coupled monoatomic cation transmembrane transporter activity; ATP binding. The coding region runs from base 87 to 3704 and encodes 1205 amino acids. Gene Ontology annotation, biological process: monoatomic cation transport. NCBI's taxonomy places the organism in Eukaryota, Fungi, Ascomycota, Leotiomycetes, Thelebolales, Thelebolaceae. The record is from RefSeq and is a predicted model, not a curated record.
GUAACGACACCAGAACCUCAUGUAGAUCUUACAAACGCGUUUUUUUACCCAACUACCCUGAUCUACCACCAGACUUAUCAAUCAUCAUGUCAACUUCUAUAAACCCGAAAGUAACCGCGCCAGCGUCCUCCGGCAUGCGCCAGAGGACCUGCACUCGCGUAUCCUGCGCUUCCCCUCAACCAGGGAUCAAAUGUUGCGACGACACCUGCAUUGUCAAAAUCGCCCGUCAAGACUGCAACAGCGACCCAAACCACCGGCAGCAGCAAAACAACGCGAGAACCCCCAGCGCUGUUCAUGGCGGCUCGUCCAUCCCGUCUCGAUCCGACGAGGAACCAUGCGAAAGCCACUACCUCAAGGCCAAAGCGGCGUAUAGCGGGAUACUAGAAAACAUCGGCUGUAUCUGCAAGGUACUGCUCUCCUUGAACCUUGAUGCGUGCUGCGUCGCCCUGCCGACCCCGCCUCUCCGCCCGAAGCGCUCGACCGUGUCGACGAGCGAAGGCUUCUUGGCGGAGGUGAGUAGGGCUUCGAGCGCCCGUUCGCUCUGCAAGCCGCAGGAGGGCACUGGUUGUAGCAAGAAGGCCUGCUGCUCUGAUGCGUCUUCGACCCAGUCGAAGCAGAGCGCCUUGCUGGGGGGGAAAUGCACGGAUGCUGGUGAGAAUGGUUGUUGUGGCGAUGCGUCUUCGACCUGCUCGAAGCAGAGUGAGAUGCUGGGCGCGAAAUGCGCUGAUUCUGGUGAGAAUGGCUGUUGUGGCGAUGCGUCUUCAACCCACUCAAAGCAAAGCGCAAUGCUGGGGGCGAAAUGCGCUGAUGCUGGUGGGAAUGGCUGUUGUGGCGGUGAGCCUUUGAGAACUAGCAUCGACCAGUAUGCUAGAACUUCAGGUGUCGAAAUUAACGGUGGCUACAAGACGGGCUGUGGCACUGGGACCGCUUAUACGGUGGCUCGUGAUGAUGACCUCAAAGAUGGCUGUUGCAGUCGUGAGAAACGCAUCGACAGCUCCAGCUCUAGUAACCUAGACUUUGCUACCCUUCCACCGAAGCUCGAAGAUUGCUCUAAGAAGGAGUGCUGUUCUGAUAAACCUUCAGCACCUACUGCUAGACAAACUAUCACUGAAGUCUCUUGCAAACCAGUGGUCAGUGGUUGUGCUAAUGGUAGCGGAAAUGUAGAUGCUAUAUUAGACAGCUGCUGCACUAGCGACACACCAGGAAGAGUAGCAGGCGGUAAGGGGAUCAGUUACACUCGACCCGGAACUAAUGAUUCCGACCUAGAAAAGGGUGAGUUGCCCGUUGAGCAUGUGUUGCUAAGUGUUCAAGGUAUGACUUGCACUGGGUGUGAGAAGCUCCUCUACAGAUCGCUAGAUACGAUCCCCGAAAUCUCGAACGUCAAGACCAGUCUCCUCUUAGCCCAAGCAGAGUUCGACCUCAGACUGUCCUCCGCUGCCAUGGACACUCCAAGCACCAUCAAGGCCAUUGAGAAGAUGACUGGCUUCACCUGCACAAAGAUGACACAGUCUGGACACGUGCUUGAUUUAAUCGUAGACGGCCUCGCAUCAGACUUUGCUACGAAAGACCUGCCUUCUGGAGUUUCCGACAUUGUCGUCCUCGACACACACCAUAUCCGCGUAACCUACCAGCCUAACAUCGUUGGUGCCAGGGACCUGAUGUCAGAUCCAUUCUUUCAGUCGGCAAAGCUCGCGCCAGUCGCAGAUCGUCCUCUGAUCGCUUCUGGCAGAGCUCAUGUCCGCCUAAUGCUCUUUAAAACGAUUGUAUCAGCGGUGUUAACUAUCCCUGUUCUUGUUAUGGCUUGGGCUCCCAUUCCGCAGCACGAGGUCAUUUACGGAGCAGUCUCGUUGGUUCUCGCUACUAUUGUUCAGGUUUACAUUGCAGGGCCCUGGUAUAUUGGUGCUUUUAAUGCCUUGGUCUUCUCGCGCUUGAUCGAAAUGGACCUACUCGUCGUCUUAAGCACUACUACAGCCUACAUCUACUCAAUCAUCGCAUAUGCCUUUCUCGUCUCUAAGAAGCCCCUAUCGACAGGAAGCUUCUUCGAGACGAGCACUCUGCUUGUCACCCUCAUCAUGGUUGGACGUCUUGUUAGUGGCUUUGCACGUCAGCGAGCAGUAGAGUCAAUAUCUAUUGAGUCACUCCAGUCAUCGACUGCAAUCCUUAUAGAUCCCAAGACUCACGAAGAGCAAGAAAUCGACGCACGUCUCCUUCAGUAUCAAGACAUCUUCAAGGCCUUACUUGAUACGUCAAUCGUUACUGAUGGCACCGUCAUCGCUGGUACAUCAGAAGUCGACGAAUCUAUGAUCACAGGCGAGGCCACACUGGUUGUUAAAAAACCCGGCUCUCCGGUCGUUGCCGGCUCGAUCAACCACUCUGGCACCCUGACAAUUCGGCUUACACGUCUCCCUGGCGAAAACACCAUCAAAGCCAUCGGGCUAAUGGUAGACGAGGCGAAAUCAUCGAAAACUAAGAUCCAGGAAAUCGCCGACCAUGUAGCGGCCUACUUCAUCCCUGCCAUUCUCAUUGUUACCGUUCUGGUAUUUGUAGUCUGGGUUGCUGUUGGCAAGGUCGUUCGUGGUUAUGAUGCCACUACCGCCUGCAUUAAUGCCAUGACAUACGCAAUCUCGGCUCUCAUCGUUUCUUGUCCUUGCGCAAUCGGCCUCGCGGUUCCAAUGGUGCUUGUGGUCGCAGGAGGUGUCGCGGCUAAGCAUGGCUUGAUCUUCAAAACCGCAGAGACGAUUGAGAUAGCCCGGAACCUUUCCCAUGUCAUCUUUGACAAGACAGGUACACUCACACAGGGCUUACUUACAGUCGAGGCUGAGAUAUACCCGACUAGGCAGGGCGACAUACUAGGUCCAAUGCUUCUUGCCCUGACGAACAACAGCAAGCAUCCUGUGUCAACCGCUAUCGCGACUCACCUAAAGACUUCUGGAGUCCAGUCUGGGAAGGUCGAGGGUGUUGUCUCUAUUGCCGGGAGUGGCAUAGAAGCAACUUGGAACGGAAGUAUCAUUCGUGCCGGCAAUCCGUACUGGCUAGGCAUCGAAGACUUACCAGCCAUCAAAGAAACUCUCCUACUCGGCGUUAGUAUGUUUUGUGUCUUGGUAAACGGAGAGCUCGUUGCAAUCUUUGGUCUCAAGGAUCUCCUUCGCCCAGAUGCUCUUCUAGUCGUCAAUGAGCUGAAGAAACGAUCAGUCAAAGUCUCAGUCGUUAGUGGCGAUAACGAGGAGUCUGUUAGGUCUAUCGCUAUGGCCCUCGACGUGCCGGAAAGCCAGAUCCGCUUCAGAUGCAGCCCCGCGGAUAAGCAGGUCUACGUCAAGGAAAUGCUUGCCUCUCCAAAGAGUGUUGUAAUGUUCUGCGGCGAUGGCACGAACGAUGCCGUCGCCCUAGCUCAGGCAAGCAUCGGUAUGCAUAUCAACGGCGGAACAGACAUUGCUCAAGGCGCCGCGGACGCUAUCCUCGUUAGACCCACCCUUGUCGGCAUUAUCACUCUUAUGGACCUCUCGGGGGCGUUCUUUCGCCGCGUUGUCUUCAACUUCGCGUGGUCGUUUAUCUACAAUACUUUUGCGGUUUUGCUCGCUGCUGGGGCGUUUCCUAACGCUCGCAUCCCGCCGGAAUUCGCUGGCCUUGGUGAGAUAGUAAGUGUCUUGCCGGUAAUUGCUAUUGGCAUGCAAUUGAAGUGGGCGAAAUUUCACGAGUUAAUUUGAGUUUUGAUUCGACGUACUUUUUUAGCUUAUGUCUACCAUCUCAACAUGCCUAGUCUAUUAAUAGCAUUCAACAUGACUGUAUUUCGAACGUAUGAC